AUGGAGGAUGUAUCAAAGAAUGGUUUGCCAGACCAAUUGAACGACCUAUUCGGUGCCCUGCCUUCCUUCUUCUUCCUUUCAUCCUGCACAAAUAUGCUACUUAUGGGAGCAUUUACAUUGGAGGACCAUUUACCGGUUAAACGGGUAGUGAUCAUUCAAAUCAGACUCUAUGUUUAUGGAAACAUUGCCGUCUAUCUCAUUGGAUCAAUUUGCUUCUUGUUUGAUUUCAUCACUCCACAGCCAGAGGGGGAUAGUUUGGUGGCAACGUCAAUGACCCUUUGGGGAGAGGUCAUCCAAAUAUUCUUGGGAGUGAUCUACUUCUGUGUAAUAAUCAAUCUAAUUGUACUUAUAGUUGUUUACUCCUCAUACUGGAAAAAGAGGGAUGUCUAUUCUGGUGAUCAGGCGUUGAAGAAACGAAAGAGGAGGAACUUCUUUAUUGUUAUGAUCCUCGCAAUAUUUGGUUACGCAGCAAGAUGUGGUCUUACAUUCUACGGUGGAUUCGCACCGAAUGCACAUUGGGAGACAGUCUUUGACAUGCCAUACUAUGUAUUGUUCGAGAUCAUUCCUUCGACAUUGGCCUUUACCUUUAUGAUUGGAAGAAAAUCACUGGAUACAAUGGACAACAUCCCUUAUGGUGUGGUGAUCAGAGGUGACUUCGAAUGGAUCAAGUCUAAACUAUGGUGUGGUCGUCAUAAACAUCCUGAACAUCAGCCAUUGAUUAACAUCAACAACAACAAUAUCAAUGAGAGUAUCUACGACAAUACCAACAACGGUAUCGAUCCAAGCUUUUCCACUUUAGGUUAG
Acytostelium subglobosum LB1 is the source of this 804-nucleotide messenger RNA. RefSeq lists its product as hypothetical. The transcript has 3 exons. The coding region runs from base 1 to 804 and encodes 267 amino acids. The record is from RefSeq and is a predicted model, not a curated record. NCBI's taxonomy places the organism in Eukaryota, Evosea, Eumycetozoa, Acytosteliales, Acytosteliaceae.